Molecule: messenger RNA, 2461 nt
Organism: Solanum dulcamara
Lineage: Eukaryota; Viridiplantae; Streptophyta; Magnoliopsida; Solanales; Solanaceae
Product: auxin efflux carrier component 3-like
Exons: 6
Coding region: 63-1934 (623 amino acids)
Biological process (GO): auxin export across the plasma membrane; auxin polar transport
Cellular component (GO): endoplasmic reticulum; plasma membrane
Molecular function (GO): auxin efflux transmembrane transporter activity
Source: RefSeq, a predicted model, not a curated record
CCUUCUCCUUUCUAUUUCCUCAUUCUUACCAAAAACAAACUUUCUUUGUGUCCAAGAGCAAAAUGAUAACUUGGCAUGAUCUUUAUGUUGUCUUGACAGCAGUUGUCCCUCUAUAUGUUGCCAUGAUCUUGGCGUAUGGCUCGGUCCGGUGGUGGAAAAUCUUCUCACCGGACCAAUGCUCCGGGAUCAACCGUUUUGUCGCGAUUUUCGCGGUCCCUCUAUUGUCAUUCCACUUCAUUUCUAUGAACAACCCUUAUGAAAUGAACUUUCGUUUCAUUGCUGCUGAUACACUACAAAAAGUUAUUAUGUUAGUAGUGUUAUGUAUAUGGGCUAACGUGACUAAAAAUGGUAGUCUUGAAUGGAGCAUAACAAUUUUUUCACUUUCGACACUUCCAAAUACACUUGUUAUGGGAAUUCCUUUAUUGAUUGCUAUGUAUGGUGAGUAUUCUGGUAGUUUAAUGGUACAAGUUGUGGUGUUACAAUGUAUUAUUUGGUACACACUUUUGUUAUUUUUAUUCGAAUACCGCGGUGCUAAGAUGUUGAUCAUGGAACAAUUCCCCGAAACAGCAGGGGAAAUUGUUUCGUUUAAGGUUGAAUCCGAUGUUGUUUCGUUGGAUGGACAAGAUUUUCUUGAAACGGAUGCUGAACUUGGACAAGAUGGGAAACUUCAUGUUACGGUCAGAAAAUCGAAUGUGUCUAGGAGGUCAUUUGCUAUGACACCUAGACCGUCAAAUCUUACUGGGGCUGAAAUAUAUAGCAUGAGUUCAUCAAGAAAUCCGACUCCACGAGGGUCGAAUUUCAACCACACUGAUUUCUACGCGAUGAUGGGGUUUCCAGGGAGGUUAUCGAAUUUUGGUCCCGCUGAUACAACUCCCAGACCAUCUAACUUCGAAGAAAACUGUGCUCAGGGAGCUCUAACGAGCUCCCCUAAAUUCGGGUUUUACCCUGCACAGUCUAAUUUGCCGACUUCUUAUCCGGCCCCAAACCCGGAAAUUGCUUCUACAGUUUCCAAGAACACGAAAAAUCAACAACAAUUACAAGUACAUUCACAGCAGCAGCAACAGAAUGCUAAAGCUAAUCAUGAUGCUAAGGAGCUCCACAUGUUUGUGUGGAGCUCUAGUGCUUCACCAGUGUCGGAGGCCGCAGGCCUCCAUGUGUUUGGUGGCACAGAUUUUAGUGUCAACGAACAAUCUUGUCGGUCUGAUGGUGCUAAAGAAAUCAGAAUGUUGGUCUCUGAUCACCCUCAAAAUGGGGAUAACAAAGUCAUUUCCCAAGUUGGUGAUUUUGGUGGCGAAGAAUUCACCUUUGGUGGUGCUAAUGGUGGGGGUGGUGGUAAGAAUAACGACGAAAAGAAGGAAGAGAAAGAGGGUCUCACCGGACUACACACUCGGGCUACCGGACUUCAAGAUUCCGGUACCGGAAAACAGAUGCCUCCGGCAAGUGUCAUGACCCGUUUGAUUUUAAUUAUGGUUUGGCGCAAGCUUAUCCGAAACCCGAACACGUAUUCGAGCCUCAUUGGUUUGAUUUGGUCCCUAAUCUCGUACCGGUGGCAUGUGCAUAUGCCUAAAAUCCUAGAGGAAUCAAUCUCUAUUCUCUCUGACGCUGGCCUUGGAAUGGCUAUGUUUAGCUUAGGUCUGUUUAUGGCUCUUCAACCGAAGAUAAUAGCAUGUGGGAACACGGUGGCUGCUUUUGCAAUGGCAGUGAGAUUUCUGACUGGCCCAGCAGUUAUGGCUGCCGCUUCUAUUGUCGUUGGACUUCGCGGUACCCUCCUCCAUGUCGCCAUUGUCCAGGCUGCAUUGCCACAAGGGAUUGUUCCAUUUGUGUUUGCUAAGGAGUACAAUGUUCAUCCAGCUAUUCUUAGUACUGCGGUUAUUUUUGGAAUGUUGAUAGCAUUACCAAUCACAUUAGUCUACUAUAUUAUUCUUGGAUUAUAAUUCAGGAUCAAGCUAUUAUCAAUUUUUUGAUUAAUCGAGUCAAGACAUAGUGUGAACUACGCGAUGAACAUGGUCAAGCUAGCACCGAUCUCCUAAUUCGCAAUUUGAUCGCAUAUUCCGAAACAAGAGGGAUUUUGAGUAGAAGAGUUCAUGUCAAUAUGGAAUUAGAUAGAAACUACCUUAUCUAUGAAGAGUAUUCCCAAGCAUUUGGAGCUUAGACAACAUGUUUGACUAGUUAGUUUGAGAUCCUUGAUUUAAGGAUAUUUUGAUUCCAUUUGAAGAAAUUAUGAAAACAUUUCAUCCAAAUAGUCAAAAUUGGAGGAAAAGCAAAUUGGGAUUAGUCUAGUAUGAAGGGGACAAGGAGGCAAAGUUGAUGAUAAUAGUUGGCCUAUGUAAAAAGAAGAAAGUCCAAAACAAUUUGUAUGUACAGUUGAGAUUGAUUUUGAGCUUUUGACUUUUUUAAUGUAGAGCAAUGGUUGAUUUUCAUUUAUUUUUUUUGAUAUGUUUUCUUUCUUCUUUAUUUAACU